This is a messenger RNA of Callorhinchus milii (elephant shark), 345 nucleotides long. RefSeq names its product zinc finger protein 664. The transcript has 2 exons. Gene Ontology annotation, molecular function: RNA polymerase II cis-regulatory region sequence-specific DNA binding; DNA-binding transcription factor activity, RNA polymerase II-specific. NCBI's taxonomy places the organism in Eukaryota, Metazoa, Chordata, Chondrichthyes, Chimaeriformes, Callorhinchidae. The annotation marks the transcript as partial. The record is from RefSeq and is a predicted model, not a curated record. Gene Ontology annotation, biological process: regulation of transcription by RNA polymerase II.
AUGUGUGAGAAGGCAUUUACAGAGUCAUCACAUCUUAAAACACACCAGAGAAUGCACACAGGGGAGAAACCCUUCAAGUGCACUAUGUGUGAGAAGGCAUUUGCAAAGUCAUCAAAUCUUCAGAGUCACCAGAGAACGCACACAGGAGAGAAACCCUUCAAGAGAAUGCACACAGGAGAUAAACCCUUCAAGUUCACUAUGUGUGAGAAGGCAUUUACAGAGUCAUCAACUUUUCACGACCACCAGAGAAUACACACAGGAGAGAAACCCUUCAAGUGCACUAUGUGUGAGAAGGCAUUUGCAAAGUCAUCAAAUCUUCAGAGUCACCAGAGAACGCACACAGGA